Messenger RNA from Oikopleura dioica, 1029 nucleotides. The record is from the annotation of a GenBank genome assembly. NCBI's taxonomy places the organism in Eukaryota, Metazoa, Chordata, Appendicularia, Copelata, Oikopleuridae.
AUGUCAGAGAACGUUCCCUCGAUAAGCAUCCAAAACCUCCGUCAUUCUGCAGAAGAGCGGCAAAAGCUCUUCAAGGGUUUGACAAAAGUCGGCUUCCUGUACAUUUGCGACCACGGUGUCCCAAAAUCAAUUACCGACCGAGUCAAGAGACUAUCGCCGGACGUUUUUCUUGCUGACAAAUGGGAAAGACAAGAGCUCGCACAAUGGAGAGAGGGAAAACUUUCGUACGGAGAUAUUUACAACGAAAAAGACCAACGCGUGGUGAAUGAAAGAUCCGAUGUCAAAUUGGACAAGAAGGAAAUCGAUGAAGCGUUUUUCGAUUAUAUUUCAGAAAUGUACAGAGUUGGGGAAAUCCUUGUUUACUGGGUCGAAAAAGUCUUGGGACUUAAAAAUGGCGCUCUUUCAGAAGCGUAUGGAAAAGACCCCAUUCUUGUUCAGCAUAUUAACUACUAUCAUACUAAGCCUAAUGAACGAUGGGCUUUUGUGGAACAUGUUGAUAGAAACUGUAUUUUGACCUUCCUCAUGCAAAGUGAAGUCGGCGGCUUGGAGAUGGAUUUCAAUGGUAGAUGGGAGGAAGUUCCAUUUAGAGAGAACACCUUUACCGUCAAUCUGGGGAAUAUACUUGAGCAUGCGACUUAUGGUGUCGUCAAAGCGACCUGGCAUCGAGUAAGAAUGCCCGCAAAUCAAAAGCGACAUCAGUGGCCGACUUUCUUCACGUUGAGCCCGAAGUCAACUUUGUUUCAAAUUCAAGACUUUGCGUGGAACAAGGACAACUACCAGCGUCGUCUGAUUGAGGAACGUGCUCGUAUUAUCGGCAACGAUAAUCGCCACCAAGCAGAAGUUCUUACACCGGAUACAAAUAUUCUUGAGUGGCUAAAAGAACACUCAAAAGAAUUCGAGGCGCGAAAAGAUUUCCCGAAAGUGGAUUCACAAAUUUUGGAGAUGGUUUCGCGGAAACAAGGGGAUGAAAUUGGAUAUGAUGUGGCGGAAAACGAGUUUAGAUAUCAAAACUACGAGUCAAAAAAGUGA